Messenger RNA from Dacryopinax primogenitus, 1601 nucleotides. RefSeq names its product gulonolactone oxidase Lgo1. Gene Ontology annotation, cellular component: membrane; mitochondrion. Gene Ontology annotation, molecular function: D-arabinono-1,4-lactone oxidase activity; FAD binding. Lineage: Eukaryota; Fungi; Basidiomycota; Dacrymycetes; Dacrymycetales; Dacrymycetaceae. Bases 14 to 1483 code for a protein of 489 amino acids. The record is from RefSeq and is a predicted model, not a curated record. The transcript has 4 exons.
UCUCUGGACAGAGAUGGCAGACCAGACCACAGAGGCGCUCUAUGCCGCCCUCGAGUGCAUCAGGGAGGAUACUCUUCAUCGUUCACUCUUACCUCCAUUCAGAAAGUACAGGAAGACAGCUUGGUUCCAGAACUGGGCAGAGACGUUCCGCUGCACACCCCAGGCGGUAUUCGCACCGCGCGACUUCGACCAAUGUAAGAGCAUACUCGAGCUCGCAAAGAGGGAGGGAAAGCGCUUGCGGGCGAUGGGGGCGAGGCACUCCCCAAGCGAUCUAUGGUGCACGAAUGAGUGGAUGAUCAGGAUGGACCGUAUUGACCGUCUGAUCGUGUGGGAUUCGCCGAAGAAUUCAAUCGUAGCUCCAGCAGGGAUGACUCUCCACACACUCCAUCGCAAACUCGGAAUAAACGGACUCGCAAUGCGCAACGUCGGCUCUAUCUCUGACCAGUCAAUUGCCGGGGUCAUCAGCACAGCGACGCACGGCACUGGCUGGGACUUUCCCGUCAUAUCAGGCGACGUCCUUUCCCUCACCAUCCUCCUCGCCAACGGGGAGAUCGUCACCUGCUCGAAAGAAGUCCAGCAAGAUCUCUUCCUCGCCUCCCUCUGCGGACUCGGGGCGACAGGAUUGAUACUCUCAGUCGAACUCCAGCUCGAGCGAAGUUUCAAACUCCAAGAGUCAAGGGAGAGGCUACCCUUUGAAAUCGUCCUCAAGUCCCUCGACCUCUUCGCCCCUGCUUCGGAGCACACGCGCAUCUGGUGGAAUCCCCAAGCAGACACAGCGAUGCUCAUGCUCGCUUCCCGCUCGUCUGCCCCUCUCAGCCCCGCAAAGUCCUCCUGGUUCUGGGGCACCGUCGUCGGCCAUUGGUACCUCGAGUUCCUCCUCUGGCUCAGCCUCGCCUACCCGGAUCUGACGGGCUGGAUCGGCCGCUUUGCCAGUGGUCUUGACGCGAAGAAAGUCGUCGUGGUCGAUCAGAGCUGGAAGAUAUUUAACCUGGACUGUCUUUUCCGACAAUACACGACCGAGUGGGCUCUCCCUGCCUCUCAAGCUCAAUCUGCGCUCUCAGCUCUCCGCGCCCUCCUCGCUACCGAAGCAAAGAAACCGCACGGUCUCCGUCCGCAUUUCCCGAUCGAGAUCCGCUGGUCCGACGCGGACGAAAUCUGGCUCAGCCCGAGCUACGGGAGGAAGACCUGCUGGGUAGGGAUCGUACAGUACAAACCGUACGGUAUCGACGUCCCCUGGCGAGGUGUCUUCGACGCUUUCGAAUCGAUCAUGCUAUCGCACGGGGGCCGUCCGCACUGGGCCAAGCUGCAUCCACUUACCCCCGAGCAGUUGGGGGAGAUGUACCCCCGUUUCGCCGAUUUUAAACGGUUGCUAGAGAGAGUCGACCCAGAGGGGAUAUGGAGGAACGAGUAUGUGAGGAGGCACGUGUUUGGCGAGUGGGAGGGCCAGGGCGCGGACGUGUAUUCGAAGAGAGUGCCGCGUUAGAGUCGGACGGGCAUGUUCGGAAAGAGCGAGUGGAAAGAGAGGGAGUGGGAGGAGACGGAGCGCUAACGACUAGAUAUAGGAAAAUCCGUGUCGAAGAAUGAAUUUAUGCACACUUGCU